Molecule: messenger RNA, 1710 nt
Organism: Cydia amplana
Lineage: Eukaryota; Metazoa; Arthropoda; Insecta; Lepidoptera; Tortricidae
Product: inositol polyphosphate 5-phosphatase K-like
Exons: 9
Coding region: 184-1638 (484 amino acids)
Biological process (GO): phosphatidylinositol dephosphorylation
Cellular component (GO): ruffle; cytoplasm; plasma membrane
Molecular function (GO): phosphatidylinositol-4,5-bisphosphate 5-phosphatase activity
Source: RefSeq, a predicted model, not a curated record
GUACUGUGACUAGUGGCGUAAAAUUUGUGAUGUUCGAUUACAGUAAAAUUAUUAUCUUAUCUUUAUCUGGUUUGUUUAUCUUGUAGUGUUUAAACCUGUGCUUGUUUCUAGGAAAUUUACUAGUGAUCGAUACAGUUCGUAUAAGUGUAUUGGAAGCCCUUAGGAAAGGGUAUAAUAGCAAAUAUGGAUAAUCUUAGGUUAUAUUUUGUGACAUGGAAUGUGGCCACAAAGGCGCCGUCACAAGACAUUAAUGCGUUACUGGACUUCCCGUCUCAGUUCAACAAGAACAAGCCGCUGCCAGACUUUUUCAUUCUAGGCCUGCAAGAAGUAAAAUCGCAGCUCCAGAACAUGGUGAUGGACUCUCUAUUCUCGGACCCAUGGACGUCCGCCUUCAACAAAGUUCUGUGCCGGCAGGAAUAUGUAAUAGCCAAGUCUAUAAGACUGCAGGGCUUGCUGUUGUUGGUGUAUACGCAGCUGAAGCACAUCACGCAUCUGAGGGAUCUAGAGGCGCAGUAUACUAAGACUGGCUUGGGAGGCAUGUGGGGCAACAAAGGCGCAAUCAGCAUACGCUUCAACAUCUACGGCUGCUCCGUCUGUUUCGUGAACUGCCAUCUAACAGCACACGAGCAUUUACUAGCGGACAGGGUGAAUGACUACAACACCAUAAUUAAAUAUCAUAAUUACCAUGUUCAGGAGACUUCUAAUAUUUUGUAUCAUGACUACGUAUUCUGGAUAGGCGACCUAAACUUCCGUACAGACCACCCGACCGGCACCAGCCCAACGUCAGAAGAGAUCGUCACAUCACUAAAGAAAGUCGAGAAAGACGUGUAUACGAAUAUAUUGAGGCACGACCAGUUGCUAGCCGUUAUGGAGAGUGAGGAAGCCUUUGCGGAGUUUAGUGAGCCAGCGAUCAAGUUUCCGCCUACUUAUAAGUUUAAUACCGGGACGGACGAGUAUGACAUCAAACGGAAACCUUCCUGGACGGACAGGAUAUUAUACAAAGUGAUAGCAAACAACUAUGAAAACAUUACCCUCCGGGCAGAUCUCAUAUCGUAUAACCACGUGCCGUUCUACACGCUGAGCGACCACAAGCCUGUAGUUGCGCAGUUUAAUAUUAAGACGUUCUCAAACUAUACGGAGAAGACGAUAAAGUUCGUGCUGAACAACCAGAAAUGGUACAUCGGGGACUCAGAGUACAGGAUGGAGUGUAUCCUGUCCCAAGACGUCGAGAUACACCCCAACGACUGGAUCGGCAUUUACGAUGCAUCCUUCAACAACUUGGACGAUUACAUAGCCUACGAGUACAUGGCCAAAGUGCACCGACCAGAGAUCCAACCCGUGCACGUAGCCCCAGGCACUAGGGUGGUCAUCCUGAGCUUCCCGGUCGGCAGCGGCGUGAGGAUACCAGGCUUCUACCGGUUUAUAUACUUCAGCCAACCAAAUAGCGAUGUCAGGAGCGUUCUAGGCGUAUCAACCCCCUUCGAAGCCAGCUUCAAAACCGAGGACCCCCAAUGGGCGUCGACCAGCACCACCCCCACCCCGAAACCCACCACCACCACGGACGUGUUCACAGACUUCACGGGCCUCGACGUUGCGAAUCUGUCGCGGCACUUCUCGCACGACCUGAGCAUCGACUGACUAAAGAGUUACUUGCCUGGCUCACCGGCAAAUGGGAGGAGGCGGCCUUAAGGUUUGUAAGGUCACAAAUUU